UGUAAAGUUGGAGAUUUUGACUGAGGAAGAUGCGAUUGAAAUUUCCCCAAUGGAGGAAAUCAUUUUACAUGAAGACGUAAAGGUUAAAUUUAGCUCGAAUAAAAUACCCAAGGGAUAUGACAACUGUGCAUUUUAUUUCUGGUUUCAUACUUACUUCGUCGAAAAUUUAAGGUUGCGGAUUCCUCGAGAUGAACUUGACAAUCCACAUAAAAAGAAAACACACAAGAUUUUUACUGACGAUUUCUCCGUGGAGAUGACCUUUGAACAAGCUUCCUGACCUUUAGUAAUUUACAUUAUAAACCAAAGACUAUUUUAUAUAUUUUUAUUCACUUGCCAUUCCAUUUUACCCAAUAUUAAUCAAAUUCUUUAUACAAAUAGUAGUUUGUUAGAAUUUUCCAAUUCUAUUGUCAUUUCUUGUUGCUCAAUUUAUGUUUUUAAAAUAUAUAUUUAUGAAAUAAAUAUUUUCAAUGUUCUA
Saccostrea cuccullata (small rock oyster) is the source of this 475-nucleotide messenger RNA. Its product is annotated as phosphatidylinositol 3,4,5-trisphosphate 3-phosphatase TPTE2-like. The transcript has 3 exons. Gene Ontology annotation, biological process: negative regulation of cell population proliferation; regulation of phosphatidylinositol 3-kinase/protein kinase B signal transduction; phosphatidylinositol dephosphorylation. Gene Ontology annotation, cellular component: nucleus; plasma membrane; cell projection. Bases 50 to 277 code for a protein of 75 amino acids. The record is from RefSeq and is a predicted model, not a curated record. Gene Ontology annotation, molecular function: phosphatidylinositol-3,4,5-trisphosphate 3-phosphatase activity; protein tyrosine phosphatase activity. NCBI's taxonomy places the organism in Eukaryota, Metazoa, Mollusca, Bivalvia, Ostreida, Ostreidae.